CACGUGGCCGCGGAAGUGUCCGCGCUGCACGCUCCGCCUCCAAGAUGGCGGCGCCCAGUGCAGGGGCCCACGACCUGCCUCUGCUCAGGUUUGAGUUAUAACUCUGACUGAGUCUAUGGAGCCAUGGACCGGCCUGGGUUCAUAGCUUCGCUGGUGGCUGGUGGGGUAGCAGGUGUCUCUGUUGACUUGAUAUUAUUUCCUCUGGAUACCAUUAAAACCAGGCUGCAGAGCCCCCAAGGAUUUAAUAAGGCUGGUGGUUUUCGUGGAAUAUAUGCUGGCGUUCCUUCUGCUGCUAUUGGAUCCUUUCCUAAUGCUGCUGCCUUUUUUAUCACCUAUGAAUAUGUGAAAUGGCUUUUGCACACUGAUUCAUCUUCAUAUUUGCUGCCUGUGAAGCAUAUGUUGGCUGCCUCUGCUGGAGAAGUGGUUGCCUGUCUGAUUCGAGUUCCUUCUGAAGUAGUUAAGCAGAGGGCACAAGUAUCUGCUUCUUCAGGAACAUUUCAUAUUUUCUCUAACAUCUUAUGUCAAGAGGGCAUCCAAGGAUUGUAUCGAGGCUACAAAAGCACUGUUUUAAGAGAGAUUCCUUUCUCAUUGGUUCAGUUUCCCUUGUGGGAGUCCUUAAAAGCCCUCUGGUCCUGGAGGCAGGAUCAUGUGGUGGAUUCUUGGCAGUCAGCAGUCUGUGGAGCUUUUGCAGGUGGAUUUGCAGCUGCAGUCACCACGCCUCUGGACGUGGCAAAAACAAGAAUCAUGUUGGCCAAGGCUGGCUCCAGCACUGCGAGUGGGAACGUCCUCUCUGCCCUGCACGGGGUCUGGCGGACACAGGGGCUGUCGGGAUUAUUUGCAGGUGUCUUCCCUCGAAUGGCAGCCAUCAGUCUGGGAGGUUUCAUCUUUCUUGGUGCUUAUGACCAAACGCGCAGCUUUCUGUUGGAACUUGGCAGAGAGGACCCAUGAAUCAGAGGCGGCCCCUGCUUUCAAGAAAGGGUCCUGCUGUGAGAACUGUCUCCCUUCCGGUGAGCAGCUGUUCGGCCAUCUGAACAACAAAACACGGCGCUGAAGUCCAGUUCUGCUCAGAUUACCACACUGAGAGCGCAUCUUCCGUGCUACAGGCUGGCUGGGAUGACAUCAUCGGCCUGUGUGCCAGAGUUCAGAGAGAAAACGAUGUCCACAGCGGUACUUUGAACAAUUUUCUCAGAACCCCUUAAUAAAUAAGUGUGGCAACGCUGA
This is a messenger RNA of Hippopotamus amphibius kiboko, 1221 nucleotides long. RefSeq names its product solute carrier family 25 member 26 (gene SLC25A26). NCBI's taxonomy places the organism in Eukaryota, Metazoa, Chordata, Mammalia, Artiodactyla, Hippopotamidae. Bases 124 to 948 code for a protein of 274 amino acids. Gene Ontology annotation, biological process: transmembrane transport. The record is from RefSeq and is a predicted model, not a curated record. The transcript is spliced from 10 exons. Gene Ontology annotation, cellular component: mitochondrial inner membrane. Gene Ontology annotation, molecular function: S-adenosyl-L-methionine transmembrane transporter activity.